UUUCCUCUUCAAUUCCCCUCCACCGAUCAACGAUAUCUUAUUUCCUAUCCCACGAGGAUCAAGGAUGUUCUUCUUAUUGAUCCUUCACCAGCGUGGUUGACUUGGUCAACAAACCCCUUCCCCGAUGGCAAAUCUCGUCCGUUUCCAGCACUCUCAAGUCCAGGCUUGGCUCUAGCUUUUUUCUUUCCCUAUAUCAUUCUGUUUCCUGGUUGAUUGCACAAUUAGUUCUGCAAAUCUUGCACAAUUUCAAGUGGAAGAGAUUCUUUCAUCAAAAUGCUUUCCUUCAAUCCUUUCUUUCUUCCCGUCGUGUUACUUCUCCUGCUUGGCUCCCUCAGCCUGACCACUCAUGCCGCCGACCCACCUCCCCUCUACCAGGUCUGUGAAAACCGUACCUUCUCCCAAAAUAGCCCCUACAAUUCCAGUCUCAAAUCCCUCCUUUCUUCCCUCUCCUCCAACGUCACCCGCAACAUCGAAUUCUACAACACUACCUCCGGCCAGAACACCUCCGACAUCCUAUACGGCCUUUUCCUCUGCCGCGGCGAUGUCAAUUCCCAAAAGUGCCAAGCAUGCGUGGCUGCCGCGACUAAAGAGCUCGCCACUAAGUGUUCCAAGGAAAAGCUUGCGGUUAUUUGGUACGACGAGUGCAUGAUUCACUAUUCCAACGAGUCUAUCUUCUCCACCAUGGCCGUAAGGCCUAGGAUUUCUAUGUUGAACACGCAGGACAAUGGGAACAUCACGGAGCGGGACCGAUUUAACCCACUGGUAAGCAUGACGAUGACUGACUUGGCGAGUCGGGUGUCGAACUUUCCAAUCGGUGUCAAAAAAUUUGGAACCAAUCGAACGAAAUUUCUCGAGUUUCAAGAUCUGUACAGCCUUGUACAGUGCACGCCGGACCUGUCUAGCGGCGAUUGCAACCUGUGUCUCAGGAUAGCUAUCAACCGUCUUCCGAUAUGUUGUGAUGGGAAGCGAGGGGGAAGGGUUCUGCUUCCUAGUUGUAAUAUUAGGUACGAAUUGUACCCAUUUUACAAGGAUGCAUCUACGGCGCCCCCUCCUACGCCAUGGCCUCCAUCUCCGGGCUUAGCAGCUGGAUCAAAGGGAACUAAGAGAAACAACACAACUCGAACUGUCGUCGUCAUUGUUGUGCCCACUCUUGUUGGUAUCAUACUGGUCAUCAGUAUUAUUUAUUUAUUUUUAAGAUUGAGGAAGCGCAAAGAUAAUUUUGAAACCAUGGAUGAAAUGGGAAACGUGGAAUCCCUUCAAUUUGAUUUCGACGUUAUUAGAGCUGCCACAGCCGACUUUUCUGAUGCAAAUAAGCUUGGAAGAGGAGGAUUUGGGCCCGUUUAUAAGGGUAAGCUUUCGAAUGGACAAGAGAUAGCAGUAAAAAGACUAUCGAAAAACUCUGGACAAGGAGAUUUGGAAUUUAAGAAUGAGGUUGUAUUAGUGGCCAAGCUCCAACACCGGAAUUUAGUUAGGCUCCUUGGAUUUUGCUUGGAAGGGAAUGAACGUCUUCUUGUGUAUGAGUUCGUGACAAACAGAAGCCUUGAUCACCAUAUAUUUGAUCCCAAGAAGAGUGCAAAUCUAGAUUGGGAGAGUCGAUAUAAAAUUAUAAAAGGCAUUGCUCGAGGGCUUUUAUACCUUCAUGAGGAUUCUCGGCUUCGGAUUAUUCAUCGUGAUCUCAAAGCUGCUAACGUUCUAUUAGAUAUAGAAAUGAAUCCUAAGAUUUCAGAUUUUGGCAUGGCAAGGAUGUGUGUACUGGAUCAAACUGAAGGCAAUACAAACAGAAUUGUGGGGACCUAUGGAUAUAUGGCACCAGAGUAUGCAAUGCUUGGACAAUUCUCGAUCAAGUCAGAUGUCUUUAGUUUUGGUGUGUUGAUGUUGGAGAUUGUAAGUGGUCAAAAAAUUACAUCUUUCCGUGAAGGGGAGAAUAGAGAGUACCUUCUAAGCUAUGCUUGGAAAAACUGGAGAGAGGGGACAGCUGCGAAUCUCAUAGAUCUCACAUUGAGGAGUGGUCCACUGAGCGAAAUGAUACGAUGUAUUCACAUUGGAUUGCUGUGUGUUCAAGCAAAUGUUGCCGACAGACUAGACAUGGCUACAGUUGUUCUCAUGCUUAAUAGCAAUUCCAUUGCUCUCCCUUUGCCCACACAACCAGCAAGUUUUAUGCAAAAUGGGUUUCCAUUAACCACAUCAAUGAAACUGGACACUGAUUGCAAGCCGGUGAGUCAGUACGAGGUUUCGAUUACAGAGUUAGAUCCUAGGUAGUGUUUUGUGGGUGUGGCCACGGUGUACGUGUUUUUGUGCAAAUUUCACUUGCUAUUAUAUAUAUAUAUAUAUAUAUAUGUGUGUGUGUGUGUGUGUGUGUGUGAGAUUCAUUUGAUGCUUUAAGGUUUUAGUCUUCUCUGACUGACUCUUGAUUCAAUAGCUA
This is a messenger RNA of Juglans regia (Persian walnut), 2422 nucleotides long. Its product is annotated as cysteine-rich receptor-like protein kinase 10. Gene Ontology annotation, molecular function: ATP binding; protein kinase activity. The transcript has 7 exons. Bases 274 to 2259 code for a protein of 661 amino acids. Gene Ontology annotation, biological process: protein phosphorylation. NCBI's taxonomy places the organism in Eukaryota, Viridiplantae, Streptophyta, Magnoliopsida, Fagales, Juglandaceae. The record is from RefSeq and is a predicted model, not a curated record.